UGCAAUAAGAGACUGACAAUGUUUUCAUUAUCCAGGGACCCCAAUAUGUCUGCACAACUUUCUGGACAUUUGUUUGCACAAACUGCAGUGGGAUACAUCGGGAAUUCAUGCACCGAGUGAAAUCAGUAUCUGUGGCUAAAUUCAAUGCGGAGGAAAUUGAUGCCCUCCAAGCUGGGGGAAAUGAGCGUGCAAGGCAGAUUUAUUUCAAGGAAUGGGAUCUUCAGCGUUUUCCUCUACCAGAUGGCACCCAAAACAGAAUCCGGGAUUUUAUCAAGCAAGUUUAUGUGGAUAGAAAGUUUACUGGUGAGCGGAUUAUGGGGAGGCAAAUGCUAAAAGAGGUAAGCAUGCAUUAAUAUUUGUCCACGAUACAACAUUUUAAAGAGAGAUCCCG
Messenger RNA from Impatiens glandulifera, 391 nucleotides. Its product is annotated as probable ADP-ribosylation factor GTPase-activating protein AGD14. Gene Ontology annotation, molecular function: GTPase activator activity. The transcript has 4 exons. The record is from RefSeq and is a predicted model, not a curated record. Lineage: Eukaryota; Viridiplantae; Streptophyta; Magnoliopsida; Ericales; Balsaminaceae. The coding region runs from base 108 to 353 and encodes 81 amino acids.